AUGGAGAACAACCCCUACGACAUCGCAUUGCAGCUUGAGGCAGCCGCUGCCCAACUCCGCGCCAUCGGCACCCUCCCAGAGACUCAACGCGAUGGACCCAUCAAGCAAGCUAUGAAAUAUAUGCUGGGGCAAGUCUGCGAUGUCUGCGAAAAGGUACGACAAUUGAAUCACAACUACGUCGCUCUCAACAAACAGGUUCAGGCACAUACAUACAAACUUUCUGAGAUGAGAAUGGGUCAUAUGCGCGACGUCAAGACGAAUGAGCCUAUCGCCGACUUUCCAUUACGAGCAAAAGACUUCCGCAACCUGGAUUCCUUUGAGUGUGAACGUAUCGCAAACGCGUUGGGAAGGGUGGAGAAUUUAGGCGAAAUUGGAGAGAGGCAGCAAACAGUCAUCCAUUUGGUCGGACUCGAUACUGCCGCCGUUUACCACUGGGUGUAG
This is a messenger RNA of Alternaria infectoria, 441 nucleotides long. RefSeq lists its product as uncharacterized. The coding region runs from base 1 to 441 and encodes 146 amino acids. NCBI's taxonomy places the organism in Eukaryota, Fungi, Ascomycota, Dothideomycetes, Pleosporales, Pleosporaceae. The record is from RefSeq and is a predicted model, not a curated record. The transcript is spliced from 3 exons.